This is a messenger RNA of Aspergillus heteromorphus CBS 117.55, 3600 nucleotides long. RefSeq names its product putative inositol polyphosphate phosphatase. Gene Ontology annotation, biological process: phosphatidylinositol dephosphorylation. Lineage: Eukaryota; Fungi; Ascomycota; Eurotiomycetes; Eurotiales; Aspergillaceae. The coding region runs from base 1 to 3600 and encodes 1199 amino acids. The record is from RefSeq and is a predicted model, not a curated record. The transcript is spliced from 7 exons. Gene Ontology annotation, molecular function: protein binding; phosphatidylinositol-4,5-bisphosphate 5-phosphatase activity.
AUGGAGGGAAACACCAAGGGCAGGGACGCCACGGAUAAUGCUCCUCUGAGACCGGUCUCCUCCCUGCUUUCGCAUUUCGAGAAUCUCUCCCAUCGUCGCGCUCCGUCCGCCGCCGUGAACGGUUCCCGCGAGCCCGCCUUCCUCAGAACCCCCGACUAUGGUGACGACGUCCGCUCCAACCGGGCCUCUCUGGAUCUCCCGCGCUCGCACUCCCCCUGGGGCUCGACAACCGACCUCGACAGAAGUCACGGCACCGUCCACGGCAAUGGCAUUCCGUCUCGCCCGAACGGCUCCCCCGGCAUUUCCCCGGGCAGGCGGCACAACAGGCCCAUGUCCAUGAACCUGCACUCCUCCCCACAGCUGGCUCCGACCCUCACCGUCGACUCGCCCCGGUCUCCCCCGCGCGGAUUCGCCGCGGACCAUGACGAGGAUAUCCGCGUGUCUCGCAGCCCCCCGAACGCUUCCCGGGAGUCGCUGCCCACCAUCCCUCAGGGCGUGCCCGUCCAUCGCCCAACAACCCCCGUCACGGCGACGUCCUAUCCUGCGGAAACCAAACCGGACCGGCUGUCCCCCGGAAGGGAAGAGCAUCUCGCUACCCCGCCCGCCAACCGCGCAGACAAGCCCAGGAUCCCCGCCAAACCAGCGGCCCUGUCACACCCCGACAACGGCUCCCUGGCGCCCCGGACGGACCAGGCGUCCUCGGAAGAUCGCAUUUCGCCCUUUAGCACCCCUCCGAGCAGCCCCGAGAAAGCCUCCCCCAAACAGGAACCGUCGAAUCCACCGCGGCCGCCGCAGUUUUCGCGCUCGCCCUCCCGGCGUUCGCCUUCUCGCCCGGUUCCUGGUCUUCCGACUCACCGUUCACUUGACGAGAGGUCCCCCACCCCUCAGGCGGGUCUCUUCCGAGAACCGUCCUUCUCGCAGCGGCGGCCGAUCCCGGAACCCCCAUUGGAGACGAAGCCGCUCAUGGUCCAGAUUCCCCCGAGGCCGUCCAUGCAGUCGGAACCGCUGUCCGCUGCGCCGCUGUCCGCCGUCCCGCUCUCUGCGCACAGGCUCCCAGCACACGAGGCCCCCUUCGAGCGCCCUGGGCUGCCCCCGCGGCAGCCGUCGGUCGCACGGAGGGGUGGGCCGUCACCGUCCCGGCAUUCGUACCAGCUGGACAGCCCGGGGUAUUCACUGCCCCCGCCGACUCCGUAUCGCGAAUCGCGCGCACUCUCCCGCGACGAACUGCCGACCCCGACGCAGGUCCACCGGCAGCCGUCUAUCUCCAGGCCGGUGCCAGUGCCGCCCCCGUCGGUCCCGGAGCGGCCCGUGGUGGAACGUCAACCCGUCCGCCCAUUCGCGAGUCAGGAACAACACGUGCCGGAUGAAGGGCCGGUCUCGAUCAUGGAUUACCCAGACGCGUCGACUGCGAACCGGCGGCCGCCCCUGCUGAAGUCGGGGCCUCAGGAGAUCCAUACCAAGUAUGACACACGAGUCAUGGAUGUGUGCGGGAAGCAUGUGUGCACAACCGGAUACAUCACGCGGGUCUGGGACCUGACCACCGGCGAGCAGAUCAUGAGCCUCAGCCAUGGCGAAACGGUCAAGAGUCUCUCGGUGGCCUUCAAGCCGGGUCUCGGUCUGGAGGACGAGGGCCAGCGCUUAUGGCUGGGCACAAACUCCGGCGAUCUCCACGAGGUGGACAUUUCCACCCGCUCCAUUGUCUCGUCGCGGUCCUACCCCUCGCGCCGGGAGAUCGUCAAGAUCUUGCGGCACAAGAAGGACAUGUGGACUCUUGACGAUGAGGGCCGGUUGCUGGUGUGGCCCCCGGAUGAGACCGGAACACCGAACCUGCAGUACAGCUACCACAACCCGUACGACCGUGUUGCCCGCGGACAUACCUUUUCGAUGGUGGUGGGCGAUCUCCUCUGGCUGGCCGCCGGCAAGGAGGUGCACGUCUAUCGACCAAAUGCGCGUGACGAUGUCUCGUUCAAGGUGCUCAGCAAGCCGUUGGGAUUGCAGCAUACGGGCGAUGUGACGUCGGGUGCCUACACCACCAAGGAUGGCGGCCGUGUGUAUCUGGGCCACGCCGACGGAAAGGUCACGGUGUAUUCGGCCCACGAUUACGUGUGUUUGUCGGUGGUCAAUGUCAGUGUCUACAAGAUCAACUGCCUGGGCAUUGUGGGCGACUAUCUGUGGGCGGCAUACAAGACGGGCAUGAUCUACGUUUACGACACGGAGACGAACCCGUGGACGGUCAAGAAGGACUGGCGCGCGCACGAAAGCCCUGUCAGUGGGUUCUUGCUGGAUUCCAGCAGCGUGUGGACGAUGAAUCGGCUGCAGGUGACUUCCUUGGGAGACGACAAUUGCAUCCGUAUGUGGGAUGGCAUGCUGGAGGAUGAUUGGCUGGAAUCGAGGAUGCAGGCCAGAGACGUCGAGUUCUGCACGUUCCGCGAGAUCCACGCGGUGAUCAUGACCUGGAACGCGGGGGCUUCCACCCCGGGGAGCGUGCGCACGUCUAACUUUAUCCAAGAGGCGAUCCAUCCGGAGAAUCCGCCGGAGAUUUUGGUGUUUGGCUUCCAGGAGCUGGUGGACCUGGAGAAUAAGAAAAUCACAGCGAAGAGUCUGCUGCUCGGAAGCAAGAAGAAGGAGAGUGGCGACAAGGAACACAUGAGCCGCCAGUACCGGGUGUGGAUGGAGCAUCUGACCCGCUGCAUCAACGACUGCAUGCCGCUCGAGGAGUCAUACGUACUUCUGCAUAGCGCCAAUCUGAUCGGUCUCUUCACGUGUAUUUUCGUGAAGCACAAGGAGCGGCAGAGAAUCAAGAACGUCAGCGCGUCGGAGAUCAAGCGGGGUAUGGGGGGGUUGCACGGAAAUAAGGGCGCGCUUAUCUAUCGCUUCAUUCUCGACGACAGCUCCCUCUGCUUCGUCAACUGCCACUUGGCGGCCGGGCAGUCCCAGACGGCCCACCGCAACAACGACAUCGCCGCGAUUCUCGAAGCGGAGUCGCUCCCCGUGGAGAACAGCCUGGCGACCCGCGCAAACCACUACGUCAGUGGUGGCGAUGGCUCGAUGAUCAUGGACCAUGAGAUCUGUAUCCUGAACGGCGAUCUCAACUACCGCAUCGACUCGAUUCCCCGCCACGUGAUCAUCGACGACAUCCGCAGCAACAACCUCACCAAGCUGCUUGAGCGGGACCAACUGCUCGCGUCGCGGCGCAAGAACCCGGGCUUCCGGCUUCGGUCUUUCAACGAAGCGCCCAUCACGUUCGCGCCGACAUACAAAUACGACGUGGGCACGGACGAGUACGACUCGAGCGACAAGAAGCGCGCCCCGGCAUGGUGCGAUCGCGUACUGUACCGCGGGCUCGGCCGCGUGCGGCAGCUGGAGUACCGACGCCUCGAAGUGCGGGCGUCCGACCAUCGCCCGGUGACGGCCACCUUCAAGCUGCGCAUCAAGACCGUCCUGCCCACCGAGCGGGGCGGCACGUGGGAAUCCUGUCAGCAGGAGUUCCAGGGCCAUAAGCGGCGACUUGCAUCCGAAGCGAGCAUCGAAUACCUCAUCACCGUCCUCGGAACGGACCCGCAGCAAGCCCGGGCGCUGAUCCUGGGCCAGGGGAAUUGA